AUGUGCUCCGCCGACAUCUUCCUCGGUCUCUUGGCCAUCCUCUUCCCCCCGCUGCCUGUCUGGAUCAAGUGCGGCAUCUGCGGCGCCGACUCCCUCAUCAACAUCCUCCUCUGCGUCCUCGGCUACCUCCCCGGCCUCCUCCACUCGUGGUACAUCAUUGCCAAAUUCCCCGAGUCCGAUUACGACUACGAUGCUCUGCCCCAGGACCAGGAGGGGGGCCGUGUCACCUACGUCUACGUUCAGUCGCCCAACGGCCACAGCACCCGGCCCCAGUCGCACCCCCCCAACGCCGCCAUGAACUACGGCACCCAGAACCAGCCCCAGUCGCAGCAGCAGCACGGACUCACGUCGGCGGGCGAGGGCAGCGCCGGCAAUCAGCGCGGCGUACCCCCGUCGUACGCAGAGGUCGUUGCCGGCGACCACAAGAUUCAGACACGGGAUUAA
Messenger RNA from Hirsutella rhossiliensis, 444 nucleotides. Its product is annotated as proteolipid membrane potential modulator domain-containing protein. NCBI's taxonomy places the organism in Eukaryota, Fungi, Ascomycota, Sordariomycetes, Hypocreales, Ophiocordycipitaceae. The transcript has 2 exons. Gene Ontology annotation, cellular component: fungal-type vacuole lumen; fungal-type vacuole membrane. Gene Ontology annotation, biological process: endosome transport via multivesicular body sorting pathway. The record is from RefSeq and is a predicted model, not a curated record. Gene Ontology annotation, molecular function: ubiquitin protein ligase binding. The coding region runs from base 1 to 444 and encodes 147 amino acids.